Molecule: messenger RNA, 980 nt
Organism: Lutzomyia longipalpis
Lineage: Eukaryota; Metazoa; Arthropoda; Insecta; Diptera; Psychodidae
Exons: 2
Coding region: 100-810 (236 amino acids)
Source: RefSeq, a predicted model, not a curated record
CAGUGGAACUUAAUCCAAAAGCAAAGAUUCAGAAGUGAAUUCAGGGAUUUAUCAAUUCCUUUAUAAGCAUUAGGAAGUACUUAUAUCUUCUGCACAGCAAUGAGUAGCGACGACGUUGAGAUCUGGCCAGACGGUAGGCGUCGGUACAAGAGAAUAACAGUCAAGCAACAGGAGAGGAUGUUCAAAUUCAUUGAGGAGCAUCCACAACUCCUCCAGAGGAAGUACAAUAAAAAUUUCACAACGCUGCAGGCAAGACGACUCUGGGUUAAAUUUGGUGAAGCUAUAAAUGCUGUUGAGGGACCCAAGAAGACCUGGAUGAACUGGAAGAAGUCCUUUUUAGACAUGAAAUGUCGAAGAGAUAAGCCUGAAGGGAGAGGCUGCAAUCUCCAACUGCCUAACGUUCAACCUUCCGAUGGUCAAACACAUGAGGAUGAUCAUAUUGAUACUGAUUAUCCUGUAGAUGUGAACAAGCUUGAGCAUUUGACUGAAACAUCUCCUCCUGAGAGAAUUCAACCAUCAAGGACUUCCAAACGAAGCUCAAGGACAAUAUCCAGGAGAUCCGGGAGUAUAAAAAGCGAUCCUGAGAGUCCUCCAGAAGUUCACAAUGACAGCAAUGAAGAAAACUACAACUGUGACGAUUACAGCAAUAGAGAUGAGCUGCUUAGGAAGCAAAUUGAGGUGAUUGAACGACAAACGAUGGCAUUUGAAACUCUGGCUCAAUCAAUGCGUCUCCAGGCUGAGGUAUUCCUCCAGCUGUCCGAGUCUGUGGAUAAUCUUACAUCCGUUAUUAAGGAUUUGAAGAAGAGUUGAAAUUCCUUUUCAAAAUCAGACUUCUUAGAAUAAAGCACAUAUCAUAAGAAAUCUGCAAAAUGUUCUUCAAAAUAAUAAGCUCAAAGGAAGGAAGGAAGACUUAUGCAGAAGGACUCCUUCCGGAUGUGGCGGCAAACAGUUUUCAUUUUUGUACUGAAAGUUCAAGAUUU